UGCUUUGAUGGACUGAGUCCUCCUCCCCUGCCUGCCAGAGAAGGUUCUCUGCUGCCCUUCGCUGCAUGCCAGCCCGGCCAGGAAACUGAGGACACCGCAGACUCAACUUCAGGACGCUUCUUCUGCACAGGAACGCGCUCCUGCCGCCCCUAAGGCUUCCAGAACCCCUGACGUGGGCGGCCCCCAGUACCACCUCAUGUUCAGGGCAUCUUACUAGCCAUGGUCCUCCUCCUCAGCUUCCUCCUGCUGCUGGGCCUCUGUGAGGACACCGUGUCAGAGGAGCCGUCAUCAUCCGGGUACCGUCCUGCUGAUUUGGAGUUCCAGUUGCCUUCAACCCCCUAUCAGACCAGCGACUCCUACGAUCCUGGUCCCGCUGGCUUCUUCUUUCACAUUGUGCGCCUGUUUGUUCACGUUGUGCAGCCCAAUGCUUUCCCUGAAGAUAUUUUAAGAAAUAUUAUACAGAAGAAGUUUGACCCCUCAAAGGAGUAUGAUAAGCCAGAAAACGUAGUCUUGACUCUGAAGAUUAUCUACUAUGAGAUCGGGGUUAUUAUCUGUGCUGCCCUGGGAUUGCUGUUUAUUAUUCUGAUGCCUCUGGUGGGAUUUUUCUUUUGUCUGUGUCGUUGCUGUAACAAGUGUGGUGGAGAAAUGAACCAGCGUCAGAAGAAAAAUGGUCCCUUCCUCAAGAAGUAUUUUACAGUCUCCCUCCUGGUGAUCUGUGUGUUCAUGAGCAUCGGUAUCAUCUAUGGUUUUGCGGCAAAUCAGUACAUGAGGACUCACGUGGAAGAGACUCGGAAAUUGUCAGACAGUAACUUCAACGACCUGAGAACUCUCCUGAAUGCGGUGCCAGGGCAAAUUGACUGUAUACUGGAGCAGUAUACCCGCACUAAGGAGAAAGCAUUUGACGAUCUAGACAAUAUUAACUUGUUGCUGGGAGGCAGCAUUUAUGAGCGUCUCAAACCCAAAGUGCUCCCUGUGCUGAAGGACAUCAAGGCCUUGGCAGAAGACAUGAAAACUAAUAGAGCUACCCUUGCCCGAGUGAACACUCUCUUAACGGACAUGAAGCAGUCGUCUGCACAUCUUCGCACCAGCCUGAGAGACAUGAAAACGAGCAUGGAGCAAACACUCACGGAUCCCCAGUGCUCCUUUCCUGUAACGGCGACCACGUGCGCCAGCAUCAGGCAGUCUCUGAACGUCCUGGAUGGCAGCGUCAAUUUUGAUCAGCUCCCAUCUUUGGAUGGACACAUUGCUCAGCUUGAUGGACUGCUUCAAACAGAUUUGUCCGGCCUGGUCCAAAAGGCCAAUGACUCUCUUUCUGACAUACCUGGGGAAGUGAAAAAUCAAACCAGGGACUUCAUAUCAGAGUUUAAAAAGACCUUGAAUUCCAUUCAAUCUGAUGUCAAAAAUGUAAGCACAAAGAUUCCUAUUCAGAAGACACUGUCGAAUUUCGUCCGUUACGUUAAUAACUCUGAAGAUUAUAUCCUGAACUAUUUACCCACUGUGGAAAAAUGCAAUUCAUACAGGUGGCUCAUUUGCUUGACCAUCUGCUGCUUGCUGACCCUCAUCUUGAUUUUUUACCUCCUGGGCUUGCUGUGUGGCACGUUGGGCUGUGACCAGAAUGCCACCCCAACCAACCGCGGCUGCGUCUCGAACACCGGGGGAGUCCUCCUCAUGGUUGGGGUUGGAUUCAGUUUCUUCUUUUCUUGGAUAGUCAUGACCAUCGUGGUGCUGACUUUUGUCACUGGUGGAAAUUUGGAAAAUCUGGUUUGUGAGCCUUACAGAAACAAGAAGUUCUUCCAGAUUUUGGACACUCCAUAUUUACUAAAUGAGGAUUGGGAAUACUAUCUCUCUGGCCUAGUACUUAACAAACCAGAUAUUAAUCUCACUUUUGAACAAGUUUACAGUGACUGCAAAGAAAAUAAAGGCCUUUAUGCAACACUUAAGCUUGACCACAUCUACAAUGUCAGUGAAGAGCUCAACAUUACAAAGCAUACUGGAGACAUAAAUAGUAAUUUGGAAAAUAUGAAUUUAAGAAUUAACGAUAUAGAACUGCUGGAUAAAACAGGAAGGAAAACCCUUAUGGAUAUCAGCUCUUCGGGAAUAGGCAAAAUAGACUAUGCUGCCUACAUAAACGCGACCGAGGGAAGUCCCACGAGAGUAAAUCUUAUGUCGUUUGCAGACAAUCUCCAAAGAAAAGCCAACCAGCUGCCCCCAGGAAAUUUUUUUAAUUGA
Messenger RNA from Cervus elaphus (red deer), 2229 nucleotides. RefSeq names its product prominin-1-like. Gene Ontology annotation, cellular component: cilium; cell surface; apical plasma membrane. Lineage: Eukaryota; Metazoa; Chordata; Mammalia; Artiodactyla; Cervidae. The coding region runs from base 220 to 2229 and encodes 669 amino acids. The transcript has a single exon. Gene Ontology annotation, molecular function: cholesterol binding. The record is from RefSeq and is a predicted model, not a curated record.